Molecule: messenger RNA, 2809 nt
Organism: Calypte anna (Anna's hummingbird)
Lineage: Eukaryota; Metazoa; Chordata; Aves; Apodiformes; Trochilidae
Gene: HSPA12B
Product: heat shock protein family A (Hsp70) member 12B
Source: RefSeq, a predicted model, not a curated record
GAAGGCAGAGGAAGGCGGCGAGCAGGGGGCCGGGGGGCAGCCCGGGCUGGAACCGGGGGGCAUCGCAGCGCCGGCGCCAGGAGGGGUUGGCUGGAGCUGGGGGGUCCCCAGACUGUGUCCUCUUGUGUGUGUCCCCCUCCCCGCAGAGAGGGCGAGGCCAUGGCCAUGCUGCUGGAGCCCGGGAUGCAGAGCCUGCGGAUGGGUGCCAACGGUGAGCAGUGCCCCACACCGUCCCCUCCUGGCUCCCCGGGGACGUCCCAUGAGAGCUGCAGCAUCGCCCCACUGACACCCUCCCAGUCCCCGAGGAGCGAGGUUCGCUCCCAGCCCUCCGCCUCCUUUGCCGUGGUCGUGGCCAUCGACUUCGGCACCACCUCCAGCGGCUACGCCUUCAGCUUCACCAGCGACCCCGAGGCCAUCCACAUGAUGAGGAAAUGGGAAGGAGGAGACCCGGGGGUGGCCAACCAGAAGACCCCCACCAGCCUCCUGCUGACACCCGAUGGAGCCUUCCACAGCUUUGGCUACACUGCCCGGGAUUACUACCACGACCUGGACCCUGAGGAUGCCCGUGACUGGCUCUACUUUGAGAAGUUUAAGAUGAAGAUUCACAGCACCAGUGAUCUCACCAUGAAAACUGAACUGGAAGCUGUCAAUGGGAAGAAGCUGCAGGCACUGGAGGUGUUUGCCCAUGCACUCCGCUUCUUCAAGCAGCAUGCGGUGCAGGAGCUGAGGGAGCAGUGCCCGUCCCUGCCGGAGCGCGAUGCCAUCCGCUGGGUGAUCACCGUGCCUGCCAUCUGGAAGCAGCCGGCCAAGCAGUUCAUGCGGGAGGCUGCCUACAAGGCCGGGUUGGUGUCCCCGGAGCAGCCGGAGCAGCUGCUGAUCGCGCUGGAGCCCGAAGCCGCCUCCAUUUACUGCAGGAAACUUCGGCUCCACCAACUCAUCGACCUGAGCUGCACCAGCCCCGGCCAGGGGCUGGGGACAGAGCCCCCCAUCGACUCCAGCUUUCGGCAGGCCCGGGAGCAGCUCCGGAGGUCCCGCCACAGCCGAACCUUCCUGGUGGAGUCGGGGGUGGGGGAGCUUUGGUCGGAGAUGCAGGCAGGUGACCGCUACAUCGUGGCAGACUGCGGGGGGGGCACGGUGGACCUGACCGUGCACCAGAUCGAGAAACCACAGGGGACCCUGAAGGAGCUGUACAAAGCCUCAGGGGGUCCCUACGGGGCAGUGGGGGUGGACUUGGCCUUCGAGAAGCUGCUGUGCCACAUUUUCGGGGAGGAUUUCAUCAGCACCUUCAAGGCCAAGCGCCCGGCAGCCUGGGUGGACCUGACCAUCGCCUUCGAGGCUCGCAAGCGGGCAGCUGCCCCCUCCCGUGCCAGCCCCCUCAACAUCUCCCUCCCCUUCUCCUUUGUCGACUUUUACCGCAAGCACCGGGGCCAGAACGUUGAGACGGCCCUCAAGAAGAGCAAAUCAAGGGGGGAGAGGGAAAGGGAGAGGGGAGGUGAGGGGGUCUCUGCUCUCGGGGCUGUUGUCGGGGGAGGGUUGGUGGCCCCAGAGCUCCUGUCCCUCCCCCAGUGUCAACUUGUGAAGUGGUCGUCAGGGAUGCUGCGGCUGUCCUCGGAGGCCAUGAGCGAGCUCUUCCAGCCCACCAUCACCCAGAUCAUCCAGCACAUCGACGAUCUCCUGAAGAAGCCGGAGGUUCCAAGGCAUCAGUUCCUCUUCCUGGUGGGGGGGGUUCGCCGAGUCGGCCAUGCUGCAGCGCGCCGUCAGGAAGCCUUCGGCCUCUCCUGCCGCGUCAUCAUCCCCCAGGACGUGGGGCUGACCAUCCUCAAGGGCGCCGUGCUCUUCGCUCGACCCACCAUCGUCCGCGUCCGCCGCUCCCCCCUGACUACGGUGGGGGUCCUCAACAAGUUCGUGAAGGGAAGCACCCCGCGGGAGAAGCUGCUGGUGAAGGGAGGGGAAGAGCUGGUGCCCGACAUCUUCGAGAAGUUCGUCUCCGUGGACCAGUCGGUGGCCCUGGGAGUGGUGCAGCGCAGCUUACUGCCCUGCGCGCCCGGGCAAGCGAAAACCAUCAUCAACAUCUACUGCUGCCUCCUCCGACGAGGUGGUCUACUCACCGACCCGGCGUGCGCAAGUGGCGGAACCAUCAGCCUGGAGCUGGAAGGGGGGGCGGGGGGGACGCCCGCGGCCCGCCGCGAGAUCCGCGCCAGCAUGCAGUUUGGGGACACGGAGAUCAAGGUGACAGCCAUGGACACCCGCACCUCCAAGACGGUCCGAGCCACCAUCGAUUUCCUCUCCAACUGAGACCUUCCCUCCCCGCGGGGGUGGGGAACCCCCCCAGGACCCGUUCCGGACACCCCGCUCCCACCCGCCCCCCAUCCCGCACCAUGAGGAGCCAGCAGAGGGGGACAAGUGGCCACCCAAAUCCCAUUGCCACCCUGCUGGUGGCCCCCCUACUUCUUAUGGGACACCCCAUAUGAGCAAGGAUGCUCCUCACCUGCUGCCCCCCCCAUGGAAACGGGUCGGUGGUCCUACUGCAAUAAAGGGGGACCGACCACCCCCUCCCACCAUGGCCUCCUGGGGGCAGGGGGCCUCAGGCUGCCCCCCAAGUGUGGGCAAGGACCACCCCGGAAGCCUGCAGCCCCCUGGGUAUCCUUGUCCCCCCCCAGGGCUCUCCUUGUCACCCCGGGCUCUUCCCCCGGGUGUUCCCCAUGUGCCAUUGUGUCCCCUAAGUGUCCUUGUCCCCCCUGGGUGUUCCUUGUCCCCCCAAGGCUGUCCUUGUGCCCCCCCUGGGGCUGUCCCUGUCCAUACCCCCCCC